ACGUGCGAUAAAGGUAGAUUGAUCGGACACGUUGCUUGUAUUUGGUCAGUGACUGGAGUGAAAUAAGUAGCCAGCAAUACAAGUUGAGCACUAUCAAGGCGAUAAAGUUGGCAACGUGGACUUUGUGGAAAUAGGACCUUCAAAAGAACUCACUAUUGUAUGCCAGUUAACAAUACACUUUGUUGAAGAAACGGUCAAUAGAAACAUGCACAAAGUGUGCCUCGUUUUGUUUUUAUUUGCUUCCGUCUACUCUGAGUCGGUAUGGGAGACUGAGACAUGGAUGCCCAUGAAGACGACCCAAGCUAUUUCUCAUGACGAGCUCAUCUCGUCUGGAGACGGCUCAGACUUUGGCUUCCCUGAUGAGGAGCACGACACAAUUGACAAUGAGGACAAGACGGACGACAAUGAGGAUUAUGACAACUUCUCUGGCUCUGGCGACGGAGUACCAACUAUUACAAUCAAAAAUGACAAUACCAUGAAAUCAAAGCCUUCUAUGAACAACAAGAUUCCAGACCGGAGGCUCAAACCCACAGUGAACGAGAUUCAAUUGGUCCAGAAGAACAAUGAAGUGUCAGUAUGGGUUUUUCCCAAGCCUGAGGAGCACCCAUCGAACGUACUGAUGGCCCAUGCAGGGGAGGAGAGCAUCUUCAACAAGACUGAGGUCCUAGCAGCUCUUAUUGCUGGUGGAGCAGUGGGGCUGUUCUUUGCUGUCCUCCUCAUCCUCCUGCUUGUCUACCACAUGAAGAAGAAGGAUGAAGGCAGCUACGACCUGGGAAAGAAGCCCAUCUACAAGAAGGCUCCCACCACAGAGGUCUACGCAUAAAGCCCACCUUCGCCGGGGCCGCUUGCCUCUUGAAAGCAAACCUCUCCUCUUGUCUGUACAGCCGGGAAGUCCCAGAGGGAGAAGCCAUCACAAGCAAAAAACUGCUUCUCUUCUACCAUGAGUUCUACAAUGGUUUAUUUAAAUAAAUAAAAAAUCGGAAACAACACUUUAUUAAAUGUCCGUUAAUAGGAAGAGGACCAUUUCAGCUGCCAAACAAUGCAGUGCAAGAUAUUUUGAUUUUUCUUGCCCGUUUAAAAACGAAAGUGACACUGCAGCAAAAUCUUGACAUUUCCCUCCCACCUUCUCUUUAAUGACACUAACAAGGUGAAUGAGAACUUCACUCUCUGUGAGGUGACAUGGUACAAAUAUUGCUACAGCUUUUUAUUUUCCUCCCCCCUCUAACCUUGGUACCCAUUCUUGUGUUAAUACUGCUAUUACAGAAGUCUGUCACUAUUGCAUUUUAUAUUUGCAGUGCAUUCGUAAAGUAUUCAGACUGCGUUUUCCACAUUUUGUUAUACAGCCUUAUUCUAAAAUGUAUUGAAUUGGGGGGGUUCUCAAUCUAUUACACCUAAUACCCACCCCAUAAUGACAAACCAAAAA
This is a messenger RNA of Oncorhynchus tshawytscha (Chinook salmon), 1423 nucleotides long. Its product is annotated as syndecan-4. Gene Ontology annotation, cellular component: membrane; cell surface. The record is from RefSeq and is a predicted model, not a curated record. Lineage: Eukaryota; Metazoa; Chordata; Actinopteri; Salmoniformes; Salmonidae. Gene Ontology annotation, biological process: cell migration. The transcript has 5 exons. Bases 206 to 823 code for a protein of 205 amino acids.